AUGACGGUAGGCAUAGAUACAUCUGGCUCAAUCUUUGUAAUAUAUCUUUCUUUUCUUUCUUCCCUUUUUUUACUUUUGUUCAUUUCUUUUUCUUUUCUUAUUUUUAUUUCUGAAUCUAAUUUCCCUAUUUUUCUGGUUUUUAUUUAUUUUUCUUUGAACAGUUCAUUUUUUUUUCUUUAUUUGUCAUCUUUAAUAACAUUUUCAUUUCUUUUUUUAUUCAUAUUUCUUCUAUCACUCUCAUAUCCUUUCUUUUUAUUACUUUAUUUCUUUCUGUCUUUCGUUCUUUUUUUCUCUUUUUUUUUUUGUUCAUUUAUUUAUCAUUUUAAAGUAUGUUCCUUUCAUUUAAUCUCUUUCUUUCUUGCUUGCUUUUUCUUUCUUCUUUUGACCUUUGAUUUAUCCAUUUUUGGAGUUUUCUUCCUUUCUUUUUUUACCUCUCUUUCUUUCUUUCUUUAUUUAUUUUUUUAUUUUUAUUUUUUUUCUCCUCCUUUCUUUCUAUCUCUCUUUCUUUCUCUUGUUUUGUCCAUUGAUUUAAUCUUUUUUCGGAGCCUAAUCCUUUCCUUUUCUCACUUUCUUCCUUUCUUUCUUUCUCUUUUCCCUCUUUUUUUCUUUUUAUUUAUCCCUUUUUGGAUUUUCUUUUUUCUUUUUAUUCCUUUUCUUAAUUUCUUUUCUAUCUUGAUUUAUCCUUUUUGUGUGUCUUUCUUUCUUUCUUUUAGUUAUUUUGGCCUUGUAUUCAUGCUUUGUUUUUUUGCUUUUUUUUUGCUUUUUUUUUGUUUUUUGGGCUGGGGAGGAUAUUCUUCUUUCUUUUUAGUACUUUCUUUUUCUUUUAUUUAUAUUUUUGGGGUAUUUCCAUCUUUCUUGUUUUUCCUUCCGUUAUUUUCUUUUUCUUUCACUCUUGUCAGUCUUUCCCUUCCUCGUCGGCGUAACCUGUUUCAUAUUUCUUUUUUUUUUUUUUCUUUUUUUUUUCAUUUUCUUGCUUUUUCUUCACCGCUUUCUCCUUGCAUUCAUUUUUUAGUUUCUAUCUUUUCUUUUCUAUUUUGUUUGUCUUUCUUCAUUUUUCUCUUUAUCCUUCUCUCUCUUCUGGCUUUCACACUCAUUCCGUCUUGUAAUAUUUUCUUACUUUUUUAUGUUUUUUCUUUACUCCUCGUUCAUUCUCUUUGUCCCUUUUUUUAUCUUCCUUUUAUGACUUUUAAAAUUUUUCCCGCCCAUUCUUUUUUCUCUCUUUCGUUUUUCUUUCUUUUCUACAUUUCCUUUUCCUUCAUCAACCACGCCUUUCUAUGCUUCAAUGGACUUGUCACUCAUGAUUUUAUAAAGUUUUCUUGA
Acanthosepion pharaonis is the source of this 1320-nucleotide messenger RNA. The record is from the annotation of a GenBank genome assembly. Lineage: Eukaryota; Metazoa; Mollusca; Cephalopoda; Sepiida; Sepiidae.